Molecule: messenger RNA, 1864 nt
Organism: Archocentrus centrarchus (flier cichlid)
Lineage: Eukaryota; Metazoa; Chordata; Actinopteri; Cichliformes; Cichlidae
Product: E3 ubiquitin-protein ligase TRIM4-like
Exons: 3
Coding region: 371-1621 (416 amino acids)
Molecular function (GO): zinc ion binding
Source: RefSeq, a predicted model, not a curated record
AGCCAGAGUUGUCAGCAUAGUGACCGGGUGGACCUUUCUUCACAAGCACGACCCGUGUUCAAGCCUGGCGAGUGACUGACGGGGAUGGGUUUCACCUCAUCAUGAGCUUAUUUAGAAAACCCACAGACACCAGCCGCUUGCCGCUGUCUACAACUCAGUAAAGGCUGGAACAACGAGAAUGUCAUGUCAACACUAGAGAUUUAAAGCUACAGGAUGUGGUAGCCAUAGCCAACCUUCAAAUGUGAGCAUGAGUCAGCAGAGGCGGAGCGCAUUUGGAUCUUUUAGAAAGAAACGAAAGUGAGCGCUGCAGCGAAAAGGAAUCUCUUUACAACUUUUAAGGAGUUAGAGAGGCAUCUGCAUCCAUGAGGGAAUGGCUGCAGCCAGCAGUUUUCUGUCUGAAGACCAGCUCCAGUGCUCCAUCUGUCUGGAUGUCUUCACUGAGCCUGUUUCUAUUCCCUGUGGACACAACUUCUGCAAAGCCUGUCUCACCAAACACUGGGACAGCAACAACCGAUGUCAGUGUCCACUUUGCAAUGAGAAGUUCAACAAAGGGCUCAAACUUUGCGUCAACACCGGAUUCAGGGACGUUGUGGAGAAUUUUAAAACACGCCAUGUAAUAUCUGACAAUAAUGCACCAGUCAAACCUGGGCAGGUGCCAUGUGAUUGUUGCCCUGGCAAUAAGUACAGAGCCUCUAAAACCUGUUUGGUCUGUUUGGCCUCUUUUUGCGAGACACAUCUAGAGCCUCACAAACAAGUUGCUGCUUUAAAAAGGCACAAACUGACUGAUCCUGUGCACAACCUGGAGGACAAAAUAUGUAAGAAGCACAACAGAAUUUUAGAGUUCUUCUGCAGGACAGAGCAGACUCGUGUUUGUACCCUGUGUACAGAACAUAAUGCUCAUGAUACCGUCCCUUUGGAGGAAGAGUAUGUUGAUAAAAAGGCUCAGAUGGGGAAGGAAAAAGUACCAGAAAUGAAACAAAAACAGAGAAAGAACACUCAGAAGACUCAGAAGAUGAAGGUAGAACUGCAGAGCAAAAAGAAAGGCAAAGGUGGCGCAAAAGCAAAUAGUGUGGUGUCUGAUCAGAUGGUAGGCUCUUCUAAUUUUUCUUUUCGCAAUGAAGACCCACAAUGUAUGAAUGGAUAUUCCUACGUCCCCAAAAAUAGGGGCUUGUCCGAAGGGAGUUUUUUCCUUGAGUUUCAGGUCCAAGGGAGGACCGACUGGGUUUUAGGAGUAGUCACAGAGUCGAUGCAAAGACACAGCACAUUCAGGCCAAACCCUAGAAAUCAAAAUAGGAUUGUGAGGUCAGGAAGCAAAAGCUGCAGAUGUCGAAGAUGCCUGCAAAUGCCUGUUUUAAGAAGGAGGCCUGAGACAGUCAUGGAUUAUGAGCAGGGGUGCUUGUUCUUCUAUGAUCCAGACAAUGCAAUGGUGAUUUACUCUGUUACAGGCUGCAACUUCAGUGAGAGGAUUUUCCUGUUCUUUCAUCUUUUUGAGGAAGUUAGCUGUGCACAGAGGAUACGGAGGAAGUUCCAAGACAUUUUACAAGAUCCAGAAUCAAAUGUCAUUUACUUGUUUUGGUUUGCUUUGGUGGUCAUUGCUCUAAUUUCAUUUUGUAUGUCAUAAAACAAUAUCAAGGGUUGACCCAAAACAGUCUAUCUAACAGCAAUUUCUAUAUAUUUUAGAUACAUUUUCUGUAAUUAUAUACAUUUAACAUUGCUUGUUUGCCUUGAACAGUUUCUACAGUGGUCAAAGUUCUUGCAGAGGUAUAGGGGUUAAGAAGUCUGUCACUUAGCCAUGUGCAACAAAAUGAUGGAACUUCAUGUGCAGCAUAUUGGUAAAUCCCAAUAAAUGCUUUUAAAGCUCUAA